AUGUCUGGCCGUCCUGGCUUCGCCGAGAAGCGACUGUCCGUCAAUCGUUUCCAGCAGAUCUCAGAUAAUCCACAAGACGGCAUGGCCAAUCCGAACGACGUGACGAUCGAGAUUCCCUUGAGCACCGUCCCAAGCCGAGGAGGUGUGCGGAAUCCCAGCGUCAAUACACCCGUGUCGCCCAAUCCAUAUCAACCGCCAGGUGGGAGCCCGAAUCCCAAUGCGAGUGAAAAGACGGGGCUCGUGCCAGGCCCUGGCCCGGGCCGUCGAAGGAGGGUCGAUACUAUGGGGGCCUCGGUGGAGGAGAAUGAGGACGGGACGAUCACCACCAUGGGUCGGAUCUAUCAGAAGAUCCUCAAUUUCUCCAUCGUCACUCGCUACAUGCUCUACGUCACGCCGCUGGCGAUAUUGAUUGCCAUCCCAAUCAUCGUGGGCGCGACGGUCGCGCAGGACGCGACCAUCGGCGGCGUGCCUGUACACUGGUUUUUCACCUGGAUCGAAGUGAUCUGGUUGAGUCUGUGGGUGGCCAAAUUGGCAGCCCGUGUCUUGCCUUAUAUCUUCCAAGUCCUGUGCGGUUUCGUUAGCUCGGGAACGCGCAAAUACGCUUUGAUUCUUCAUAGGCUACAGAUCCCUAUCGCAACCGUGAUUUGGUGUGUGAUCUCACUCGUGACGUUCUUGCCCAUUAUGACAUUGAAUCCCGUAAAGAAGCAGCAGAACGAUACAGGAACAAAGUCGUGGGAGAAGACCAUGAAAAAUAUCCUGUUUGCUCUCUUUGUCUGCAGUUUAAUCUUUCUCGGAGAGAAAGCGCUCGUUCAGCUCAUCUCGAUCAGUUAUCACCGGAAGCAAUUUGAUAGCAAGAUCAAAGAGUCCAAGCGGAACGUUUAUCUCCUUGGACAGUUGUACGAGGCUUCGCGAAGCAUGUUCCCUAUGUACUGCAAAGAGUUUGCUGAGGAAGAUGCUGCUGUCUCCGACUUGAUCACCAGCAAAGCCGGUCGCGUACUACCCCGUUCUGGCUCGGCCCCCUUUCGCAUGAUAAGAGAAGUUGGACACGGGUUUGGUCGAAUUGGUGAAAAAGUGACGGCUGCCGUGGGUGACGUGGCCCAGGAGCUGACCGGAAAGGAGGUCUUCAACCCCAACUCGGCCCGGUCCGUCGUCACAUUGGCCCUGGAGCGCAAGAGAUCGUCUGAGGCGCUGGCCCGUCGGAUCUGGAUGUCGUUUGUAAUCGAGGGCCGCGAGGCUCUUUAUCACGACGAUAUCGUGGAAGUUCUGGGCGCAGGAAAGGAGACGGAGGCGGAGGAGUGCUUCCUCAUUCUCGACGGAGAUGGUAAUGGCGACAUUAGUCUCGAGGAGAUGAUCCUGGCCGUUGCGGAGAUUGGGCGCACGCGCAAAUCAUUGACCCACAGUUUGCAUGAUGUGGACCAGGCGAUUCAUGUUCUGGACAAUCUUCUGCUCACAGUCGCCUUUGUUAUCAGUCUGCUGGUGUUCGUCUCGUUCGUGACGAGUGGUUUCGGCACCGUUAUUGCCGCCGGUGCUACCUCCCUCCUGUCCCUGAGUUUCGUCUUUGCCACUACUGCUCAGGAAGUCCUGGGUUCCUGUAUCUUCCUCUUCGUGAAGCACCCGUUCGACGUUGGUGAUCGUGUGGAUAUCGAUUCCAAAGCCUACUUCGUCGAGCGUAUUUCGCUUCUCUUUACCGUGUUCCGCAACGUUGCCGAUCACCGCAUCACGCAAGUCCCCAACGUCGUGCUCAACAACCUGUGGAUCGACAACUUCACUCGUUCCAAUGCCAUGCACGAAAACCUGACCAUUCCCAUAAAGUUCGAAACGACAUUCGUUGAUAUCCAGAACCUCAAGGAGGAGCUGGAGCAGUUCGUGCGCGACAAGGAAAACUGCCGUGACUUCCAGCCCGAUCUUGAUGUCGAUGUCGUGGGUGUCGGCGAUAUGGAUAAACUGGAGCUGACCGUCAACAUUCGCCAUAAGUCCAACUGGUCGAACGAGAGCGUCCGGGCUGCCCGCCGCUCGAAGUUCAUGUGUGCCUUGGUCUCCGCGGUGCGCAGGAUCCCCAUCCGCGCCCCCGGCGCCGAAGAAUCGGCAGAGGACGAGAACGACGACGGAGGGAAGCCCGACGGAGACGCUCCGGCCAAGAAUGACACCACCGACAAGAACACGGACGGGGGAAUGAGCCGCGCAAGCACAGCCAAUGCCCCUCAAGGGCUCGGCCUGACCGGCGCCGACUCCAAGUCCACCGGCUUCGACCUUGGUCGGUCAUCCGUCGGCUCGCUGCAACACCGUAACAGAAGCGGCGAGGCCCCCUCCAGCACCUUCAGCGGUGGUCUCUCCCCCGAGCACGCACGCAUGCGUUCCCCGGCGGCGGAAGAGUUCCGCGACGUCCAAGACGGCGAUAACUAUCAAACGCCUGCCGCCUCGCCGGAGCAGAAGCAGCUCAACAUCAACAACUACGGCAGUCUCGAACGAACCGCCUCAACGGGCCGCCGCAAGGAGGGAACCCGAUCAUCCAUCCCCACAGCCACAGGGGGUGUUCCCAUCCUCGCCGCCCCAGUGCCGCAGCGUCCAGCGCAGACUGCUGCCCCUGAAUACUACAACUACGGCGGCGGCGGCGGCAACUACUACGACCCGCAGGACGGGCCUUAUGAUCCCAACCAGCCCUUCGAGCUGCCUUCGGCGCGGGAUGCCUCGCCUUCCGGCGUCGACCAAAAUCAAGAAUAUUCCUCGCCGUAUCUGCGCGGACCUGUCUCGCCCACUGAGGGCCGACGGGAUGAAGCCGAGCACGAGCAGAUGCCGGGGUCGUUCGUAUCUCGACGACCUCCUCAGGCAGGACAACAAUGA
Molecule: messenger RNA, 2841 nt
Organism: Aspergillus affinis
Lineage: Eukaryota; Fungi; Ascomycota; Eurotiomycetes; Eurotiales; Aspergillaceae
Product: serine/threonine protein kinase
Exons: 2
Coding region: 1-2841 (946 amino acids)
Biological process (GO): intracellular calcium ion homeostasis; calcium ion transmembrane transport
Cellular component (GO): membrane
Molecular function (GO): calcium channel activity; calcium ion binding
Source: RefSeq, a predicted model, not a curated record